Molecule: messenger RNA, 835 nt
Organism: Corapipo altera (White-ruffed manakin)
Lineage: Eukaryota; Metazoa; Chordata; Aves; Passeriformes; Pipridae
Gene: SMIM26
Product: small integral membrane protein 26
Exons: 2
Coding region: 29-343 (104 amino acids)
Source: RefSeq, a predicted model, not a curated record
CAAUGAGCGCCGGCGUUACUGGGGCGCGAUGCGCGCGGCCGUGUGGAACGCGCGGGCAGCGCUGCUGUACUCGCUGGGCGGAUGGACGGCGCUGGGCGGGAUGAUGUACUACAGCCGCUACGGCAGCGGCGGCGGCCCCGAGAGCGGCGGCGGCCCCGAGAAUGAAAAUGAUCCUCAGACGAACCAAGGGCCCAAUAAGGAAGUAUACACUACGGAAACACCUUUCGGAUUCCAAGUGAAAACAGAAGUAACAUACAGAGAUGUUCAGCCUCCUCUUACUCGGCUGCUCAGGCGUGUGGUAUCAUUCUUUUAUUCUAGUGGCAGCCCGCCUUCUGAAAAGUGAGCUGCCUGAAAGCUCAGAACGUUGUGCUGGGGCUCUGAGAGUGUCAUCCCCGUGCCUAAUGUCAGACCACCACUGGAAAAUUGUCCCUUGCAUUUCUGAAGCAACAGCUCCAUCUUGGACACCACUCUGCUGGACUUGCCAACCUUCUUGUCUGCUUGGAUCGCUGCUGUUCUUUGUGUAUAUUGGAAUUGCUGAACAUGAACUGGGUUCAUCCAGGUGUCCUGUGAGGUGUUGAUGAACCUCUGUGCUGCCUGGUGUCCUGCGACCAAUGCUCUGACCAGGUAUGAAGUUGAUUUCCCAGCUGGUGUGCAGGAUGAUCCAGAAUGUACCUGGGAUGGCUUCUCAACUGAGCAGCUCUGAAAUGGAUACUUGAAGAACAAUUAGUAAAUGGGAAGGAGUGUAGUUUAAUGUUUCAGGUACAAGAGUUCUUGCUCAUCCUUCAAAUAAAAGCUUAUGAGGGAUGAAUUACAACUACUGCGAGUUAAAAAGUUA